Branchiostoma floridae (Florida lancelet) is the source of this 2813-nucleotide messenger RNA. RefSeq names its product anoctamin-1-like. Gene Ontology annotation, biological process: chloride transmembrane transport. Bases 16 to 2607 code for a protein of 863 amino acids. Gene Ontology annotation, molecular function: chloride channel activity; protein dimerization activity. The record is from RefSeq and is a predicted model, not a curated record. The transcript is spliced from 17 exons. Gene Ontology annotation, cellular component: plasma membrane. Lineage: Eukaryota; Metazoa; Chordata; Leptocardii; Amphioxiformes; Branchiostomatidae.
CUAAUCUAUCCAUACAUGCCUACCCUAGACAAUGAGUCAGAUGGAAAUGGUGAAAAUCGACAGAAGGAAGGGUCCAAGAAGACCUACUUUGUGAGAAUCCAUGCACCAUGGGAGGUGUUAACAAGACAUGCAGAAAUCAGUCAGGUGAGAAUGCCCAUCAAGAGCCCCGCGGUGCCUGUACCUGCUCAAGGUGUGCUGCAGAAGGUGACAGCCUGUCUGGAGAGAUUACUGGACCCCUUCAGAUUACCAGAAGAGGUUGAGGCCAGAUUCAAGCCCAAGAAGUUCACCUGCCCUUUCAACAGGGAGCGGGAGACGAUGUUCGACAUCAAGGAGCCGGCCUCGUUCUUCCGUCCGCACGUACGCAGCCGCAUCGCUUACUCCAUCCUCCUGAGGAACAAGUUCGGACACGGGGCCACAGAAUUCGGUGACAGGAUAGCGAAAGCUCUAGCGCUGGGCAUGUACGACGGUGCGUACCCCCUCCACGACGGAGACUACGAUGACAAGGCCAUAGACAACGACAGGAAGGUUCUCUACCACCACUGGGCGCGCUUCAGCUGUUUCCUGCGCUACCAGCCGGUCGACCUCAUCAGGGACUACUUUGGGUCAAAGAUCGGGUUCUACUUUGCUUGGCUGGGGUUCUACACAUGGAUGUUGUUUCCCGCGGCGAUCCUCGGCCUGGUGGUGUUCAUCUACGGGAUCGUCACCAUGUGGUGGGAAAACCAAGUCAGCGACGAGAUCUGCAACGACUACUUCAACCUGACCAUGUGCCCGCUGUGUGACAAGUUCUGUGGUUACUGGAGUCUGGGGGAAAGCUGUCAGUCUGCGAUGGCAUCUCACCUGUUUGACAACCCGGCGACGGUGUUCUUUGCCAUCUUCAUGUCGCUGUGGUCGACGAUGUUCCUGGAACUGUGGAAGCGGCGCCGCCAUGCGCUGCAGUACCUCUGGGACCUGCAGACCUUCCGCCAGGAGGAGGAGAGACCCCGGCCACAGUUCGAGGCUCAAGUCCGACACACCAAGAGGAACUGGAUCACCCAAGAGGACGAACCGUGGCUGCCCUUCAUCUACCGUAUCCCCCGCUACAUGCUGUCUGCUGUGUUGGUACUAUUUGCUAUCGCCCUGGCGGUCGGCGCCGUGUUUGGCGUCAUCAUGUACCGGGUGUCCGUCCAGGCGUCCCUCGCCCUGAACAGGAACGAGCUCAUCGCAACCAAUGCCAACCUGGUAACCACGGCAACCGCCGCCACCAUCAACCUGACCAUCAUCCUCCUCCUGAACAUGAUCUACAGCCACAUCGCAGAGUACCUCACGGAACUGGAGCAGCCGCGCACGGAGACGGAGUUCGACGAUAGCUUCACUUUCAAGAUGUUCCUGUUGCAGUUUGUCAACUACUACUCCGCCAUUUUCUACAUCGCGUUCUUCAAAGGGCGCCUGAUCGGCCGGCCGGGGAAAUACGUGUACACACUGGGGUACCGCCAGGAGGAGUGCUCGCCGAGCGGUUGUUUGGUGGAGCUGUGUAUGCAGCUUGGCAUCACCAUGGCAGGCAGUCAGCUCGUCGCAAAUAACCUCAGGGAGAUAUUCCUGCCUAAGAUCCUGGUGUGGCUGAAUUUCCGCUGGCUGAUCCAGGCCAUGGCAGGAAAGUCUGAGGAGGAGAGGAAGAAGACCGGCCUGUCCAGAUGGGAACUGGACUAUCUCCAUGUGGACAUCGGCCCCAGGGGACUGUUCUUCGAGUAUCUGGAGAUGGUUAUCCAGUUUGGUUUCGUUAGCCUGUUCGUGGCAGCGUUCCCGCUGGCUCCCCUCCUUGCCCUCAUCAACAACAUCCUGGAGAUUCGUCUGGACGCGCAGAAGUUUGUAUGCAGCCUGCGCAGACCCAUGGUUGGCAGGGCGGCGGACAUCGGCGUGUGGUAUUACAUCCUGGAGGCUAUUUCCACCAUCUCUGUCUGUACUAACGCCUUCGUAAUAGCCUUUACAUCAGAGUUCAUCCCACGACUUGUCUACACCAGAGUCUACAGUCCCGAUGGCUCACUCAACGGCUACCUCAACUUCAGCCUGUCCUACUUUGAGGUCGAGGACUUCAGCGAAAAGAACACACCAAGGAACCCACUCCAUCUUGGGCAUAAUGUCACUUUCUGCAGAUACCGUGACCUGAGAGAACCUCCAUGGGCGGAGGACCCGUACGAAUAUUCCAACGCUUUCUGGCACGUGCUGGCAGCUCGACUGGCUUUUGUAGUGGUUUUCCAGAACAUUACCUUCCUGCUGACUCGGUUCCUUGACCUCCUGAUACCCGACACCUCGUACGACCUUCAGGAUGCCAUAAAGAUGGAGGAACAGCUGGUGAGCAGAGCCAUCCUGGACUUCGAGCUGCAGCGCACCAAACAGCGCCAACGGCACAACCGCUUCAGGAGACAGCAGACUGCACCACCAGAUGAAGAUGAGGAGCAUAGCCCAACAACACCAGCAACGCCGGACCACCACGUUGACUCCUGGGAAGCGAACCUGCACAAGAGAGUCUCCGGAAUCAGCCCAUCCCGAUCCCAAGGUUUUGGUCAAGGUCGGGGUCAGGGUAGGGGUCAAGUCAGCGGAGCAUCUUCUGACUACGAAUCAACUGUAUAGGAAGUCAUCAAUGCUACUAGGAGGGAAUAUUUUUGAGGAUUUACUGAUAAUUUGGGCAAAGACUAAGAAUCUCAUUGUUGCUUUAAAGUUAUUUUCAAACUAGUUGGUAGUGAUGCUGUCUUUAUGUUUUCAAGAACUUCUCAAUACUACUAGAAGGAAAUAUUUAUGAUGAAUUACUGAAUCCUCAAAUCAUUGAGUCAAACAAA